Funneliformis mosseae is the source of this 127-nucleotide messenger RNA. Lineage: Eukaryota; Fungi; Glomeromycota; Glomeromycetes; Glomerales; Glomeraceae. The record is from the annotation of a GenBank genome assembly.
AGUUGAAGUAAAAACGAAAGUUAUGUGUACAUAUGUUACAAAUUCACAUGAACUGAAUGUCGAACGUGGAACUCUUGUAUUAUCUAUUCUGGCUGUAAACCCAGAAGCAUUUUACCUUCAUUAUUAA